AAAAAGUAUUCGUUGUUCAGUCAAAAUGCCGUCAGACACGGUGUUCCAUCAUCGUUCGAAACUUAAGCAGCAAAACAAGCCUUUCAAGUCUCGACAUGCCACGAAAGGCCAAUUGAAAACAAAGACGAAAGGCAAAGUGGACAAAGUCGCAGCUUCAGUCAAAAAUAAGCACAAGCUAUCCUCUAGUAAAGCAGAUCGACGCAACCAAGCCAAAGUUCUUCAGCAAAAGAAGAGACACGACAUUGUUACAUCGAGUCGACUGUUCUCUGGUGCUCAUGGAUGUCCUAAAAUAGUUGCGGUGGUCCCUCUUUGCCCUGACGUGGAUUCUCAUGCCGUCGUAAAGGACUUGUACGCAAGUGUGGGGCAAGAAUACGUGGCUGAGACGGUCAGCACGCUGUUUGUAGAACGGUUCAAACAGAAAGUACAAUUCGUUGCCACACGCAGGCAUUUGCUGGAUAUCUUGGAUGCCGUAAAGGUUGCGGAUUUUGUAGUGUUCGUCGUCUCAGCUGAAGUGGAGGUUGAUGGGUUUGGAGAGUUAUGUUUGACGACAAUCAAGGCGCAAGGCGUACCCUCCACUUUGAGCGUGGUUCAGCAUCUCGAGAAAAUCGCAUCCAAAAAGCAAGUUGACAUUCGCAAGUCCCUGAUCAGUUAUAUGGAGCAUCACUUUCCCGAAGACGCAAAACUGUUUCACACCGCAGUGGAAGCAGAAGCAUUGAGUGCUUUACGCUUUCUGACCCAACAGCGGCCAAAGCCUAUAGUAUGGAGAGAUAGGCAUGCCUACAUGUUGGGUGAGCGAGUGGAGUUUGAGGCGAACGAGGAGGGGGAGGACAUGGGCACAUUGCAAGUGACGGGAUAUGUACGUGGGAACAACUUAUCCGCAAACCGACUGAUUCACCUUCCGAAUCAUGGCGAUUUUCAAAUUAAAAUGAUUGUAUCGUGCCCGGUGGCAUUCGACACUAAAGACAAUACGAUGGCGACAGAUGCGAGGAUUUUGGAGACUCCGGAGCCUGAGCUUCAGGAAUCUCUGGUGACUGAGAAUGAGCCGGAUCCGAUGGACGGAGAGCAAACGUGGCCCACGGCGGAAGAGUUGCGGGAAGCUGAUGAGCGCAUUGAGGGAAUGGGCGGACCAGCAUCCUCAGACGCCGGAACUGUAACCUCUCGAAAGAAAACCAAAAGAGUCCCAAAAGGUACAUCCUCCUAUCAGGCGGCUUGGAUUGUGGAUGAAGACGACGAUUUGGAGGAUGAAGAGGAGGAAGAGGAAGAUGAGGAUGGUGAUGUGGCAAUGGGGGACGCCGGUGAUAUGAUGGGAGAACCCGUCGAUUGGGCCAGUAUGAAUCUCGGUCAUGGCGCUGGCUCAACUGAGAUUGAGCAUGAAGAUGAUGAGGAAUAUGAAGAUGUGGACGUGGAAGAGCGAGAGAUUGCCUACGAGGAAGAAUUGGAUGAAGAUGAAGAGAACCGGCAGUAUAAAGAAUAUCUGGAUAAGCAAAAGCAAGAACGGGAGGAUCUAGAAUUUCCGGAUGAAGUGGAUACCCCACAAGAAGUCCCUGCCCGGACGCGGUUCCAACGAUAUCGAGGAUUGAAGAGUUUUCGAACAUCCGCUUGGGAUCCGUACGAAAACCUGCCGAUUGACUAUUCCCGCAUUUUUCAGUUUCACAACUUCAAAAGAACAAAGCGACGUGUGUUGGACAGUCUGGAUGAAGCGGGCGUAUCUCCGGGAACUUUUGUUACGGUACAUCUUCAGAACGUGCCCCGAGCAGCAUAUGACGAACACAAUAGCAAAACUACCCGCCCCUUCGUUCUCUUCUCCCUUCUUCCCCAUGAGCAAAAAUACUCUACUCUCAACUUUGUCGUCACACGUAACGCAGAGUACACCGAACCCGUCAAAUCCAAAGACCCUAUGCUUUUGCAUUGCGGAUUCCGCCGUUACGUAGUACAGCCAUUGUACUCGACCAAUACGCGCGGUGGUACGAACAAUGUUCAUAAAUUUGAACGGUUUUUGCAACCGGGUAGAUCGGCCGUGGCUACUGUAUAUGCGCCAAUUCAAUUUGGGCCUGCUCCAGUUCUGAUGUUCAAAUAUGAUGAGAGUGGACUGGCUUGGGAUGAUGUCUCUGCACCACCAUUCAUUGGCCAUGGCUCCAUCAUCGACCUCGACCCAUGCCGCAUCGUUGCUAAGCGGAUCAUCCUCACAGGCCAUCCCUUCAAAGUUCACAAGCGUGGUGCUGUCAUCCGAUACAUGUUCUGGAACCCACAGGAUAUCAAUUAUUUCAAGCCUGUCCAAUUGGUUACAAAGCUGGGGCGGGUGGGACAUAUUCGCGAGUCUCUUGGUACACAUGGGUAUAUGAAGUGUAUAUUUGAUGGGCCACUUAAAGGGCAGGAUACAGUGUGCAUGUAUUUGUAUAAGCGAGUAUUUCCCAAGUGGACGACGAGGUUGUAUGUAGAGGAUGGAGAUGCAAAGGACAGUAUGAAGAUGGAUGAAUAGGCAUAGCACUAGUAUGAUGGUCUGUAGAUUUGUUGCGAUAUAUAUCUAUUAUUUCUUUGUAUUUUUGUAUGACAAUAGGUGAUGUGUGUUGCAGUCAUUGUAAUUCUCAACAUUUCUGACUCGCACAUGUCAAUCAACAAGAAAAACUAUCCAAAGAUCUAAUACAUA
Molecule: messenger RNA, 2647 nt
Organism: Spizellomyces punctatus DAOM BR117
Lineage: Eukaryota; Fungi; Chytridiomycota; Chytridiomycetes; Spizellomycetales; Spizellomycetaceae
Exons: 8
Coding region: 26-2479 (817 amino acids)
Biological process (GO): endonucleolytic cleavage of tricistronic rRNA transcript (SSU-rRNA, 5.8S rRNA, LSU-rRNA); ribosome biogenesis; maturation of SSU-rRNA from tricistronic rRNA transcript (SSU-rRNA, 5.8S rRNA, LSU-rRNA)
Cellular component (GO): preribosome, small subunit precursor; nucleus
Molecular function (GO): GTPase activity; GTP binding; U3 snoRNA binding
Source: RefSeq, a predicted model, not a curated record